Molecule: messenger RNA, 1044 nt
Organism: Strigops habroptila (Kakapo)
Lineage: Eukaryota; Metazoa; Chordata; Aves; Psittaciformes; Psittacidae
Product: acidic mammalian chitinase-like
Exons: 7
Coding region: 77-994 (305 amino acids)
Biological process (GO): chitin catabolic process; carbohydrate metabolic process
Cellular component (GO): extracellular region
Molecular function (GO): chitinase activity; chitin binding
Source: RefSeq, a predicted model, not a curated record
GGAAUACUCUGGCUCCAGAGGUUCCAGAGGCAGCCCAGCCCAGGACAAGACUCUCUUUACUGUCCUGGUUAAGGAAAUGGUGGCAGCCUUUGAGCAGGAAGCCCAACAGAUCAACCAGCCCUGUCUUAUGGUCACCGCGGCCGUUGCCUCAGGACUUUCCAACAUCCAGGCUGGCUACCAGAUUCCUGAGCUUGGGAAGUACUUGGACUACAUCCAUGUGAUGACUUAUGAUUUCUAUACCUCUGGGGAUGGACAAGCUGGGGAGAACAGCCCUCUCUACAGUAAUGGUAACACCUACCUCAGUGUUGAAUAUGUUAUGAACUAUUGGAAGAACAGUGGUGCUCCAGCUGAGAAGCUCCUUGUUGGAUUCCCAACCUAUGGACAUACCUUUGACCUCCAAAGCCCAUCUGAUGCUGCUGUUGGGGCACCAACAUCAGGCCCUGGGCCAGCUGGACCUUACACAAAGCAGGCUGGGUUUUUGGCUUACUAUGAGAUCUGCACAUUCCUGAACUCUGGAGCCACCCAGGCUUGGGAUGCCCCCCAGGACAUGCCCUAUGCCUACAAGAGCAAUGAGUGGGUUGGCUACGACAACAUCAAGAGCUUCAACAUCAAGGUUGACUGGCUGAAGAAGAACAAUUUUGGAGGUGCUAUGGUUUGGACCCUUGAUCUGGAUGACUUCACUGGCUCUUUCUGCCAGCAGGGCAAAUACCCCCUGAUCACCACCUUGAAGAACAGUCUUGGUGUGCAGAACAGUAACUCGGUGACUGCAGCUCAGCCCAGCGCUCCUGUCACUGAGCCUCCCUCUAACACGGGUGGAAGUAAGAGCGGGGGCUCUAGUGUUAGUGACUUCUGUGCUGGCAGGGCCAAUGGCCUCUAUGCAGAUCCAGCCAGCCAGAGAAGCUUCUACAACUGCGUGGAUGGAGAAACCAUUGUGCAGAGCUGUGAGAGCAAUCUUGUCUUUGAUACCAGCUGCUCCUGCUGCAACUGGCCGUGAAGAUGCCAAUCCUGUUACAGCAAACAGGCUCCUCUGAGCUAAUGGAAUAA